Messenger RNA from Rotaria sp. Silwood2, 573 nucleotides. NCBI's taxonomy places the organism in Eukaryota, Metazoa, Rotifera, Eurotatoria, Philodinida, Philodinidae. The record is from the annotation of a GenBank genome assembly.
AUGCCUCGUGACAAUAUUCCGAAAACAUCAUUGAGAAAACUUCAACAAUUCUUCACCAAAACUCUCGAUACAAACAAUGAUGGUCUUGUUAACUGGACUGACUUCGAGGCUGCUAUUGAGUCCAUUGUUCCGGCCGUAGAUGCCGCAAAAAAUGCACGAUUGAAAAUCUUACGUAAACGUACCGAACAACAUUUUCAAAAAUAUUUUUGGGAUUUAUGUGCUAUCGGUGAUGCUAACAAUGAUGGAAAUAUCGAUUUAGACGAAUGGCUUGAUGUCAUGAAUGAUAUUAUUGGUGGUUUAAAGGACAAAAAUGAAUUUCCUGAAUGGUAUGAAGGAUUACAUAAGGCUUUAUUUCGUGCCAAUGAAUUUUUAGACGAACGAGCUGUAUCAAGAUCGGAAUUCGCUAAUAUGCUUCUUUCAUGGGAUAUUGACGAAGAAAAUGCUUCAAAAGCUUAUGACUUUGUUACUGAUCAUGGCAAAAAGAAAAUGGAUUACAAUCUCUUCUCAGAAUUUAUGAAAAAAUUCUUUCUCAAUGAAACACCCAAACAUCCAUUAAAUCUUGGCCUUGAUUAA